Amoebophrya sp. A25 is the source of this 8128-nucleotide messenger RNA. Lineage: Eukaryota; Dinophyceae; Syndiniales; Amoebophryaceae. The record is from the annotation of a GenBank genome assembly.
CUAAAAGGGAACCAGCACCACCACCACUGAAAAUAGAUCUAGUCGCGUUGACUUUAAGAAUAGGAGAGAGUUCAACAUCACCAUGUCUUCUCCCAUCGGCCUCGGCUUGAGCGCUGAUGUCGGCAACGCUCGAAAUCCGUUCUAUAAUCCGGUGAUGGCCUCCUCGUCGCUCUCCAAAUCCAGUAUAAUUGCCUCACCAAAAUCAGCACGCAGCAACGCGUCAGCUAAACAAGUUCGGAUCCUGGAUCCGAAAGCUAGAACAUCUUCUUCAUCAGGACCAGGACCACCAACUACACACGGACUUAGUGUUAGUCCUAAAACAACUUCGACUUCUCUAACAGGACCAAUCCGUAACCGUAACAAUCCAGUUGAACCAGGAGCUCCAGCAUCAAUAGCACGAUGCUUUCAGACAACAACGAUACCUGGACCUGGAACUGUACAACAACAAGUGCCGAUAAUCACGUCUGGAUUGUCAUCCGGUCGAGUGACACCAAGCAUACCUACAGGGGGCCUAGCUUCACAGUCGACUACGCCGCGAUCAGCGAGAAUACAUGGAGGUAGUCUGUUAAGAAAAGUUUGUGAAAUGCACCCUCGUCUGCCUCUAGAGUGAACACAUUGUUUAGAUAUGGACCAGGAAAGCGAGGCAAAGGCAUUUCGGAAAGAUCUAGGUCUAGGUUCCUAGAAGUACUCUCUAACGCCUAUCGGAAUCGGACAAAGGUCACACAACACUAGCCCCAUCAUGGCGGGGCAACAACCAGCAUCGAUGGCGAUUCCUUCAACAGCGACUUUACGCGCUGCAUCUUUGGACAUACCUAAGUUAGACUUCGCAACUACGUUAAAAGGACCCGUUUUUCCGGCAACGGCGCCAGCUCUCAACAUGUGGUCAUCGCAGGAGGAGGAAUCGUUUCUUGGUCGAGGCGGUGAAGAAAAGGUGGAUGCAACGGUGCUACCUGGUGGUACGAGUGCGGGUGAUACAUCGAUGCUACAUGUUGCUGUUAGGAGUGGAAAGAAGUAGUGCUGUCGUGUCCCGGUGGUCCUUCAAGGAGAUGAUUACUGAAUGUAUCAGUUUCAAAGAAAGGACAGAGAAGAUCGAUCAAAAAUGAGUCUCAGAUCUACUUUUUUCAAGUAAAAGUGAUACAGUGAGAAUGUCGGAUGAAGACAUCUCUAACGCUCGAGGCUCAUCUCCAAGUGCACGCAGAAGUCCUAUCCCGAUGUCGAGGAGGAGCGCUGCUAAUACCAGUCCCAUGUUGACUAGCCGAAUGACAUCGCCAAAAGCACCUGCUGCUGUACUAGGAUCAUCAAAGGCAACUACCAACGAUAAAGACCCUAGUAUACGAACAAGUAACACGUUUUUAGAUGUAUCACUUUCUGCAAUCCAACAUCAGCAGAGUGGUAUUCUCCAGACCAGAGUUGCUAAUAGUUCUUUUAAUGUCCUAGGAAGUGGAUCUGCAACAAGUAGCGCUCGUGCAAGGACAACUGGUGCAACUUUUCUUCAACCCACUGGUGGAGCUACUUUAAGUGCUGCAACAAGUGCUGCUACGAAUACUUCAAGUGCUAGUACUUCUGCACCUUUUAUCGCGACGCCAUACCCUUUACCACCACCGAGCUUUGAUCAGAUCGAUCCAGCACAUAGAACAACGGAACCACCAAUGGUGAAUCGGCAAGCCAAUCGGUUGGAGACCGAGCUUUCGCGGUUGCAAUUCGACUACCGACAAAACCUCAGACUGUUGCAAACUAGGGAUAAGGAACUAGAACACGCGAUGGGCGAAAAGCAGGAGUUGAGGAACAAACUCGCGGAGUGCGAAGCAGAUUUGCAACAAAGAGAUUUAUGCAACAGUUCUACUUGUGAUGUGUGUCGUCGUCGUGUGUUGUGAGGAACAGCACUAGCUUAUACAAUAAGCGUAAGCGACGUGGUUGUAACGUUCGAUGUAAUUUUCUGUUUCAGAGUUUCAUCUUGAUGUUAAAAAUUUAGAGUUCCCAGAAUCUUCUAGAUGAAGUACUGGAACAUUACAGUAGUGCCUCUAGUAAGUUGCUUCUAAACCUCAUCAACUACAAGACUCUGGAGCGUCGCUUCUCUGAUUCAAAGCUGCAUGCAGAUGAAACCAUGCGAAGAGGUGACGCUGAAAAUAAGGCAGCACAGGAGUCCUUUAGGCGUGAACGAGACGCACUCGAAAAACGAAUGAAGGAAUCGACGAUGCAAGCGGAAGAAAGAAUUCAGGAUUUCAAAAAGUUAUGGCAUUCUUUUAGGGUCGUGUCAGGAAAAUGCGAUUGAGCACCUUCAUCGAGUCAACGGACUUGUAGAGCGAUUAUCUUUGAGCCCAUCAGCAUCACCUGAGUCAAGAAGAACGGCGUCUCUCAGAGUUGUAAUAAUGGUAGUGUCCAUGCUACUUGUAGUUACUCAACCACCUCCACCACCUCUAAAAGCAAGACUUGACGAAGCGGAGGCUAAAGCUGUGCAACGUGAGCGGCAGAUGGGAGAGGACCUUCAUAUCGUCAACGAAAAGCUCAAAGCGCACAAGCAGAAGCAUGCGACGUUGGUAAGAAGAUCAUCGAUGAUUAGUAAUUCCUACUGAUUUUGCACCACUUGUUUCUGUAGGUCUAUUUCGUCUUCGAUGCUGUUGUUGAAAAAUGAGUAAUAAAAAUGACUCUUUGCUCGAGUUCAAGCAGCACGUCAUCUUCUUCUUCCCAACAAGAACUAAAACAGUUGCAAGAAAAGGAGCACGAGUUGGAAAGGCAGAAGUCUGAUGCGGCUGAGGGGAUUCAGAAGGAGCAACUCCGAAUGGAGGGACGAUUACAAGAAGUGCAACUUCUGUUGGAGAAAUCAGAGCAACGCUGCAGAUUAGAAACAGAACAACACAGGCAGACGAAAGAGCGCUUGAUUAUGAACAAACUAUCUAACUAUGUUGUAGCGAUUGAUUUGUUUCAUUCUUGUCGAAAAUAGAUACGAGCGAGUAGCUAACUGCAGUAACAGACAUUUCUUGAAUUGUUAAAAAAUAGCACUGAAUUCAUACCCUGAAGUCUAAGUCUUUCCUCCCUCUCGUCUCCUCUAACAACAGCACUUUGGAGCUUCGCCUGAAAGAAAGCGAGGCUGAGAGUCGGUGCAAAAUGGAGGCACUGGAGGCGACGAUCUGUGAGAUGAAGCGCGCACAAGACCUGGAACGGGGUCAACUCGAACUACGAGUUUCCGAACUGAGUGACGAACGCGCAAGUCUAGAAAAGUCCAACAAGAAGAUGUGGGAGGAAAAUGUCGAACUCCAAAACAAAGGGGAAGCUUUGAGGUAAUUACUUUAUAACAGGAAGAACUAUUAACACGAAGUAGAUUUGGAUCAUGUUAUAAGGAUAAGAUGGAGGUCAUCAAGCUUAGUUUUUACAUCCAACUAGUACACUAGUACUUUUUAUCAAAUGUUGUCCAACUACUUUUACUCAUAUCUUUGUUCUAGUUCGUCUACUGAAAUUAUACUCUUCACAUCCUGAUCGAUCCUCUUCCUUAUUGGGAAUCUACCAGGACGUCAGAAACCGCUUUGCAGAAAACCGUAAAAGCCCUUGAGGAACGAGUGAGCCACAUCACGCGUGAGUCACAGAGAGAAACGCGAAAUAAAGCCAAAGAGCUUGAAGAAGCUUUAGAAAGAAUAUCGGACGAACGAACCAAAUUUUAUGACUUGCUGUGUAGUAUGACUACAGCACUCAUGGUCAUAAAAAGUAGAUACUCUCUUUGCCGUAUUAUCAAUGGAGAUAGCGAUAAGACGAGAGGCGCCUGCUGAAGAAAACAAAAUUGUGCGAGUGCAACGGUAUGAUUGGGCAUUUUAUAACGAGUGACUUAGUUCCAGUUCCUACUACAGGAUAAUAGGAAUAAUAAUAAUAGUUCCUACUUAGUACUAGUUGUACUACAGGAAUCUCACUACUUCCGUUUCAGAUCAUCACCUCUAACUUUUAGAGGAUCAAUUCCGCGUCGCAGCACAGUCAGAAGCGAAGAAGUGGGCCGCGGAUAAGGACAGCGCCGUCAGACCUUUGCGAAACGAGGUUAAACUUCUUUCUGAGUCUGUAGAGAGGCUGACGAAGGAGCUAAGAGAAGCUGUAGCAAGAGCAGAACUGUCCGAAUUGAACACCAGCAAAGCUAUGGUAGACUUUUUUCAUCCACCCCUUACUACACUUACUUUUAGUAUUUGUUUGGUAUCCUUUUGCUCCCUGCUCCAGCUUUGGUAUCCGUGGUUUGUUCCCUCCAUAGAAGACCACGGAUACAAGGGAAGAGCAAACGGUAGCAAGAUGGUGCUCGGGGGAUGGAUGAUUCAAGCACACGACUCUAACAAGGCGACCCAAGAAUGUCAGACCUUGCGCGAACAAAACGCUAGUUUGAAGCUACGAGUUUGGGCAGAUGAUGCAGCUGAACGAAUGGGCAGUGGUGGAAACGGUGGAAAGGCUUCUAGAGAACGAGCCCAGGAUCGUGGUAGAGAUGAAGCAGCUGAUGGACAUGCAGAUGCAGGAAAAGCAGCUGAGGAGGAACUAACUACACGCGAGACGACGGAUUCUAGGCGAUACAACGAACUCGUGAGGUCAGCACAAAAAGAUUUUGCGUUCACAAAACUAGAAAGCAACUACGCGAACAAAUCUAAAAACCACUACCAUCAUCAUAGUGGAGAUGGAACAACACCCAGGAAGAGGCACGACGAGCAUCAAGUUCAAGAGUCAUGCAUAAGGUCACCAGAUUUAUGGCUCUGAAGAGGAAGAAGUCAAUAACGUUAUUAACGAGAAGCAUUCUUCUACUCCUUGUUCGUGCAUAAUUCGUGUAAGCUUACAUCAGACGAACUGCGUAGUUCUCUAACAUAACCAAUGGCCACGAGGACUAUGUUCGUUCCCUCGCGAGACCGGUUUAGUGCUUCCCUGAGACCGCCGAAGCCGGAUCCGACUGCAGGCUUAAUCAGGUCCAGAUCGAGAUCGGCUGACACUACCACAGGCAUGCACACAAUGGACGCAUUAGAUCGAUCCGAGGAAGACCGACUGUUGCAGGCUCACCGAAGUAAGAUGAAUGAUGUGCGCAAACUUCUGGACCGUAGUGCAGCGGAACUGAGAAGCACAACAGGAGCGACAGCUGUAUCGAGUACGAGUUGUAGGGACGCGAAUUAUAGAACAUCUAGAGAACAGGAUGCUCAUGGUUAUGGUGAUAACUUCAGCGCAUCUUUUUCGAUUCCAGCAGCCUAUCCAUCAGCUAUUACAGGCUUUCGACCCAGCACAAGACGACCAAGACCUCCAUACGAACCAGCCUCUUCUUCUAGUAGUAGAGGACAUUUUCAGACGAGAAGUUCGGGCUCUCUACUAGGCCAGCAAGGCCACGUUGAUUAUUCCCCUGAGAAACAGAAACUUGAAGACGAAGCUGAUCCCAAUACGAGGGAUCCAGAAGCAGUCCUUUCCCAGCUUACAGAGGUACUUAGUCGCGUGACAGAGCAACAAGAGGAUCUGAAGAAAGCCUUAGUUGCGAGUCGUUUCUCCGCUUCUAGGGAGAACAAGAAUGACGAUCAGAACUACACCUCCUACGGAGAGGAUGAAGACAAACACCGAGAAGUAGCGUCCUAUAUUCAAGAGCAGCAGGAAUAUGAGGAUGAGGAAGAACAACAAGAACUGCAGGAAGUAGCAAUGCUAGAAAAACGAACCCAGGAACAAGCCUCAGACAUGAUGAAUUUGACUGCUCUUAUUGAGCAGGACGAGGCGUAUAUUCGUAGUCUGUCAGCGGAAAGGCUCUCGCAGUCUGGUGCGAAUUCGACUAGAAACUCUAGGAGCGUUAGCCCACGCACACAACUGGAAUCUGUUGAGACUGGUGCACUAGGAAGAAUCUUGCAGCUGUCAAAGAGUGCACCCACACUGGCAGGUGGUGGCAGUAGUGGUCACCCUAACAGGGCAGCGGCAGUGCGCAUCUUCACAGAGGACCACGACGUUCGAAGUAGAACUACAACCAGGUCCAGGUCUACAUCCCCCAACAUGAUACCAAAACUCCAACCAACAGGGGACGAGGCUUUUCCGGACAAGGUGAGCGUGAUCCGGAAUAGUAUUCUGCACACGGAGCCUUCGCCUUACAGUGCUCUGGAUAAUUCUAGUAUUGCCUAUUUUAAAAGCAGAAGCGCAAGUUCAUUUGUUCCACCAGGUGGUACCGGUAGAGCCUCCUCAGUCCCACCAGGUAGACCCUCCGCCUCCUCUAGUAGAGGAAAAAGUUAUAGGGGAGCUCCAGAACAACAAGAACAACCUGACGCCGGAUCCUCAUCUGAUAAUGCAUUCACAAUCCUGCUCAAAAGGAGCGGCGUGAACACGAAUACACCGGUUUUAUGGAGAAGAAAUGAAGCAAUUGGUUUUGAUUGGAGCAGAGGUUCAAGACGGUCUUGAAGAUGUUUUUUUUGAACGCCCUCAUUGUCAUGCAUCUUGUCGUGGACCACGUAUUUUUGAUCGCGACGAGUGAGCAGGACGAUGGGUUAUUAUAACUCCAAGAAGACCUUAACCUUAUGAUGAUCAACAUAGCAAGAACAGCCUUUUACUUUCUAAAACUCCUCUCCAGAAACAAGUACAGCACCAACGGCGAGCGUCGUUCUAGGCGGACACAGCGAAUCAAGAAGCUUGCUGAGGCGCAACUUGCUAGCCCUCAAAGUCCACGGAACCGGGUGAGUGACGAAGCCUCCGCCCAUAUUUCUAUCAUACCUCCUCUAGCCAACAGUGCUAAGCGACCGGAGCCACAUCUACUAUUAAGGCACUGCGUUGUUGUUGUAGUUUUCCUUCUCUUUGCUAGUAAGAAGUUCUAGAACUGUUACAACUAUCAAGACCACGACCCCUGCUACUGUUAUCCCUAUUUCCAUACCGGAGGGAAAAACACUCAAAAACACCGACCCUUUUCUAAAGAAUCGUGCUGCAAAGCUCCACGAUCGUGUCUGGGACAUGGAUAUUCCUGAAGACCAAGUAGCCGAUCUUUACUAUGGGAGGUCAACUGCGGAUAGAUCAGCUUCUUCGAGUGGUCUUUUGUUAUGGCCAUCCAAGUCCAAAAAGCAAGCUCAAGCAUGCUACCCUUUCUUACCUGGUAGAGAGAGCAGUCCAGGUCCAGAACUAAUAGCAAUACUGGCACAACAUCAAGUUCAAGGGGACGAAAAUAAAAAAGUGAAUGCACGGAAAAAAUGACCAAGCCCAUAUCAUGGAUGGAUAAUUUCAAAAGCAAAUCUUGCUACAUCAUCUUCUAAUUCCAGAACGCGCCGCAACAAGCAGAGGUGGAGGAACUUCUAGAGGAGGCAAGAAAGGAAAACCCGAAGUAGACUACAGAACGAAUAUGAGGGAAUCGUCUACGUCUUCUGCUUCUCAACAUUAUUCUUCGAAAAGGACAAAUUCUUCAAAUGCCUUCAACCCGACCAUUAUCGCACAACCUGCGUCUGUCCGCCGGCCCCCGAGCGGACCACGGAAAACUACAGGGGUUCCAAAUUCCUUGUACAAUACAUCAUUGCGUAAAAAAGGCGCAUCUAUGCCAAAAGCGCGGAUCGAUACGGGACUACGGUCAACUGGCGUGGGAGACAGCUGUAGAGGUGCUUGGGUAAAGUCGGGAUCAAACUAGUAGAACUUUUUUUCUUCUCAGACUCGGUCGUUCUCUCACUGUUUCUAUUCGUAUUCUGGUUUGAUACUAAAGAUUAAAAAUACUUCUACUCUCUGACUGUGUUUCUAUCUUGUCAUGAAAAAUUCAUUUGUUAGAAGCAACGUCUUCAUCUUCAUCUACUUACUUACAUCAAUCAUCACCUUCAAACACCAUCGCAGAAUCCUUAUACUACACUUUCGAAAACUACUAGAACAUCAUGGAUGUGAUGUCUUACUCUUGUUCUUGGUGGAUUGUGAUUAAAAUCUUCUUCAUGAAUCUGCUUCUAUAUUGAGCACUUACGUAUAUGCUUGCUCACUGAUAAUCGAUAUUUCGGCCUCGUGAUUCGCAGAAAGAAUGGCAUUCAGUAAAAUAUCUUUAGCGUGGAUGCUCUGUACUUUACCACAGUGCUCGCAAAUGCAAAUUGGUUCAAAAACCGCAAAACAGGCGUUGUGAUUCUGAAGAGGAGCAAAAAAUGAGUCUUCGUUAUAAAGUACGACAUAUUCAUCCUCCACGUUGUCCACAAGAAAAGAAAAGAAC